GCCAAAACGAUAAGCCAGGCACCAUUCUGAGAACUUGCUGGCCAGAUGGGCCUGGCCUAUAUGAGAGCCUCUGUGUUCGCCAGCAACAGGACGGCAGACCGCGACUUCACCAGGGAGCAGGAGGAUGCAUCUGUGAUCAACGAGCAGGUUUCUCACCUUCCCCUGCAGAUGCUGCUGUACUUCAACAUGUUUUAUUUUCCCUGUUGGUGGUUCUCAGCUGUGUUCAUGUUGGAAGUAAAGUUCUAUUAUCUGCUGGGGUACUACCAGGCUCUGCUCAUAACUGGGGUGAUCCUUCUCACAGUCACUGAAGCAGUUCGACUUUAUCUGGGCUACAUUGGCAACCUCGAAGAGAAGGUGCCAGCGCUGGCAGCCUUCUGGCUCCUGACUUUCAUGUUCCAGCUUCCAGUGCUGCUGUUCUUUCUGACCGAUGAAGGAAUUAUCAUCCUGCCUCUGGAGAGAGCCAUCAACUCCCUAUACCUCCUCUUGCUUCUUGCCCAGAUCCUGGCCUCCUUCAUGGCACUCAGAACCACCACCCGAAAGCUUACUCUUCUGUUCCAUCUGCGCCAGGUUGGCAAGGUGGAGAACUUCCAGCACGUAGGGAUGAGCCCUGUCUAUGGGCUGCCCGACCACCACACUGUGCUGCCCAUUUCACCCACCCAUAAUAUGUACCAUUAAGUGUAAGCUCUAUUAGUGCCGGAGCGGAAGAAGAUACCCUCAGCUGUUGGUGAAAAAAAGAAAUAGACAUUUCUUCUGGAGAGACAGUGGACACGUGAAACAGCCCCUCACACUUUUCACCUCAUCAAAUUGCCUUUCUAUGAUGGAGUGUGGUGAAUAAUAGCCCAGUACCUUACUGUAACAUCAGCUGGGCUUCAGUGAGUCUGUCAUCACCUUGAUUAUGAUUGGGUGCUGCUCAGAGAUAACUGCAAAAAGUGACUGACAAAGAUGUUCUAAGCACCAGAGGGAAGCGAUAUCCUGCACAUCACAGCGACAUCCUCUCAAAUGUUCAGUAAUCCCUCAUGGUGGAGAGCUCAUCGGCCCAGCCAGGACACCUGGAAAUGUUCCCAUCCUCUUAAUUCCAGGUGGUUACACAAUGAGCCGUAACACUCACAAUUUAUCGUGUGACACAUAGACAAAGAUCUAUUCACACACAAGCAAUUUGGAGUCACCAACCAACCUGGUGUCUUUGGAUUGUUGAAGCAAGUCAGAGUACCUGGAGAAACCUCAUUUGUAAAGAUUUUAUGUCUUCAGUAGAAACCCAGUAGGCUGAGAGCGACGGACAGGGAGGAAAUCAGAAAGUAUCGAUAGGCAACCUGACACAUCGCUGGAUUUCAUCUGUUCAUCACCAGCCUUAUCC
Molecule: messenger RNA, 1354 nt
Organism: Monopterus albus (swamp eel)
Lineage: Eukaryota; Metazoa; Chordata; Actinopteri; Synbranchiformes; Synbranchidae
Product: transmembrane protein 17A
Exons: 7
Coding region: 46-675 (209 amino acids)
Biological process (GO): non-motile cilium assembly
Cellular component (GO): ciliary transition zone
Source: RefSeq, a predicted model, not a curated record